Armigeres subalbatus is the source of this 5399-nucleotide messenger RNA. RefSeq names its product CLIP-associating protein (gene chb). The coding region runs from base 615 to 5138 and encodes 1507 amino acids. Gene Ontology annotation, biological process: microtubule cytoskeleton organization. Gene Ontology annotation, cellular component: cytoplasmic microtubule. The record is from RefSeq and is a predicted model, not a curated record. The transcript is spliced from 23 exons. Lineage: Eukaryota; Metazoa; Arthropoda; Insecta; Diptera; Culicidae. Gene Ontology annotation, molecular function: microtubule binding.
GUCAAUUUUACCAUUGCCGAGUUUGCUGUCCGUGAGUGAAAAUAUUAUGGAUUGCAGAAAAAUUGUUCAAAUUUAGAUAUUUUUCCUUAAAAAAACAAAUGUUUAGUGCGUUUUUAAUCUUCACAAUGUUGUUCUGUGUAGUAAGAAAAGGGAUAUGAAUUCGAAUCAGCAAAAUAGCAUAUAAUGCCAAGUAAUUGUACGUAAAAAAUGGGGUCUUAUUUUCUCUGAAUACAUCGGUUUUUAAAAACAAGGAAUCAGUCAAAAUGGAUGACAAAUCAGCAGUAUAAUAUAUAUUAUUCUGCUUAUUAAAUAUUUCAUUGAAGUUAAUUCGUUUAAUAUCAAAUAUCAGUUCUAGUGACGAUUAGUUUUACUUUUGAGACACGAUUAACGGUAUUCCACUGUAAAUGGUGAAGGGGGAAAUUAUUCCAUAAGCCGAACUGAAGUUUCAUAUAGCGAGUGACCAGUUUACAGUAAAAGUGUGUUCUUUUAAGAAAAGAUCAAUGUGAAUAGAAAAAUAAUUCAACAACUAAGUGCAAGAAAAUUUACAGACAUUCCAAGAAAAUCCAAAGUUAAUCCAGCAUUAUUUCAAUCGUUUGAUAUUUGCGUGCACGAAAAUGGCAUACCAUAAACCGGCUGAUAUAGACGGAUUCAUCACACAGAUGGCCAAAGCGGACAUGCGAGUUAAAGCACAACUUGCGGAGGAUUUGGUAUUGUAUCUAAAUGACUCCGAAAACUCAAUAGAAUGCGUGGAUCUUGGGCUUCUCAUAGAUGGAUUGAUCCCGUGGAUGAUUGGAAGCCACUUCAAGAUUGCUCAACGAGCAUUGGAAGCAUUCACAGAACUGAUCGUGCGUCUAGGUCAAGAUUUUAACGCGUAUACCUCUACAAUCCUGCCACAUGUUGUGGAUCGCUUAGGAGAUAGCCGUGACACAGUUCGAGAGAAGGCACAGCUGCUGCUUCACAAGUUAAUGGAAUGCCGUGUAAUUGCACCCCAAUCAAUGCUAGAUAAGUUAACUGUUUGCUUCAAGCAUAAAAAUGCUAAAGUGAGAGAAGAGUUUUUGCAAACAAUAGUAAAUGCUCUGAAUGAGUAUGGUACGCAAUCACUGUCGGUAAAAACAUACAUUCAGCCCAUUGUAUUACUUCUCGGAGAUCCUGCUCCAACCGUAAGAGAUGCUGCAGUGCAAACAUUGGUUGAAAUUUACAAGCACGUUGGAGAUAAACUAAGAACUGAUCUUAGGAAAAGAGAUGUUCCCGUUACUAAAUUCGCAAUUCUUGAACAAAAGUUUGACGAAACAAAGAAUGAUGGAUUACUUUUACCUUCUGCAAUUAAUUCAGCCAUUGUAAAUGAUGAUGUGGAUACGGCUGUUGUUGCAAGACCAACAAGAUUGGUUAAAAGAACCCCAUCGGCGGCCACACCACGAAAACCGCUAUUCGAAACGCAAGGGUCCGGUGAUCUGUUGGCUGCUGGUGCGGUAUCGUGGGAAAUAUUUGAAAACUCAUUUGAAAACGUUCCGCAAUUAACUAUCUUUUCACAGAGAGAUAUGGAUGAGCAUAUGAAAUCCAUAAAUACUGUCGUAGGUGACAAAAGCAUGGAUUGGGAGAAGCGAGUAGAUGCGCUGAAAAAAAUACGGUCGCUUAUUAUGAUUAAUGUUCAAAAUUCGCCCACAUUCGCUCAGCAGCUUAAAGAUUUGUCCAUUGCAUUCCUAGACAUACUGAAAGAACUGAGAUCACAGGUUAUUCGUGAAGCUUGCAUAACUUUGGCUUACAUGAGCAAAGUAUUAAAAAAUCGAUUGGAUCAAUUUGUGAUAUACAUCCUGCAAGAAUUAAUUAAUUUAAUUCAAAACUCCGCGAAAGUCAUAUCGUCGGCUGGGAUAAUUGCUCUAAAAUAUGUGAUCAAGCAUACCCAUGCUUCAAAAAUAGUGCCAAUAAUUACCCAGAAUCUCAUGCAAUCGAAGUCCAAGGAUAUACGUAGUACGCUGUGCGAAAUAAUGAUCCUGCUGUUUGACGAAUGGCCGACGAAGGCAUUGGAAAAAAAUAGUUUGAUCUUAAGAGAUGCUCUACGUAAAGGAUUAUCAGAUGCCGAUGGUGAGGCGAGAAGACAUAGUCGUUGUGCGUUUUGGAGCUUUCGACGGCAUUUUCAGGAUCUGGCAGACAGCCUUUAUUCAUCGUUAGACUCUGCAACGCAACGUAUGAUGGAAAAAGAUCGCGACAAUUUGGGAACAAAUGGUACCAAUUCUAUGAGUGUUAGUUUGCGCGGCAGCAAUAGUAGUUUGAACUCUGUCCCUGGUGGUGUGAUAAAACGUAGACAAUCAUCAGGGUUGAGAAGUCCAGCUUCUACACAACCACCAGGAAAUUCAACGAGUGUUAGCACUGAAAAUCUGUCAUGUGGUCAUCCAAGUUCUACACGAUUGCAGAGAACUCCUUCAUUACCUCGCACGUAUUCGCGUAAUCGUAGUGGGAUACCAGUGGCAAAUAGAGAAAAUUCUACAUAUGCAAAAGCCGGAUUACGCAGUGUCUCCGCUGUUGAUACAGCUGCCGCGCAGCGGGCUCGCGCAAGAGCACAGUAUUCUAAUAUGGCACGCAUGAAAAUUUCUUCAGGAUCAGCAUCAUUACAGGGACAAUACGCUCAACAAGCGCGGGCGAAAAAGUUACCACUUUUAGCUAAUACUCCACAACAACCUCCAACACCGGAACGAAAAAUGCGUUCUAGAUCCGGCGUGUCCCAGUCCCAACCAACAUCUAGAAGUACAUCUCCAUCGAGUAAACUGCGCGACAACUUUAGCAUUGCAUCAAUUUACAAGCAGACUGGCACUAUUCCGAAAAAAAAUUCAGGAAUUCCGCGAUCUCUGGCGAACUCACGAGAGACGAGUCCAACAAGGGGAACGCAAUUUGGAUCACUACGCCGUAACGUGUAUGGAACAAACAGUCCCAGGAGAUUAGACAGGCCACCAGUGAAUCCAGGACGACCCGUUCUAGCCCAGAAAAUACUUCAACAGAGUAGAGAAGCUGAAAACGCUUUAGCAGAUGCACUUUCACCAGAUGAUCAUGAUUUAUCCACGGAUUUUUCUCGUUUGGCACUGCAUCGCAAAAUAUCACGCGAUGAAUCGGAUGAAAGUGAAGCCUCAUCUGUUUGCUCGGAAAGGAGUUUUGACUCUUAUAGAAGGGGGAAUGAUUCUUAUUCAUGGAACGGUUCUCGGUCACGUUUAGACAGUUCGCGAACAAUUGAGGACAUCGACGAUAUUAUACAGCUAUGUGCAUCCACCCAUUGGUCCGAGCGAAAAGAUGCUCUUAUAAAUCUCACACAAUAUCUGAGCGAUGGAAAAAUGUUAACGUCAGAGCAGCUACAACGCGUCUUAGAUUUGUUCAGAAAAAUGUUUAUGGAUCCGCACAUCAAAGUGUAUGCUCUAUUUUUGGACACCGUGAAUGAAUUGAUAUUAUCACAUUCGAAUGAUUUACACGACUGGCUAUUUAUUUUACUCACGCGGUUAUUUCAGAAGCUUGGUGGAGACCUUUUAGGGUCUAUGCAUAUAAAGAUAUGGAAAACCCUUCAGCUGAUUUACGAAUACUUCCCAGCUGAUCUGCAAAUGCAAUGCGUAUUCAGAAUCCUCAUUGAUGCUGCACAAACACCUAAUGUAAAAACACGGCAAGCUACAUUAAAAUUUCUUACGACACUGGCUACAACAUAUUGUACUGCCGCGCAGUUUGUGACGCAUAGUCAAACGCAACAACUAGUCGAUAGAGCAAUACUGAAGAUUGUGCAGACAUCUUUAGAUCAAAAAAGUCUCGAAUUGAAAUCACAGGCGCGGUCUUGCAUCGUAGCGUUAUAUAACUGCAAUCCUUCACAGAUGACAAUGACCUUAGCAAAUCUCCCUAAACAAUAUCAGGAUACAGCAAAAGCAAUCAUACAGCACCACAUGAGACGAAGUACCUCAGGAACUGAUAGUCCGUCAUCGCCGCUUUCGUCAUCAAGUCCAAAACCCCUGCUGAGUCCGCAACAAGGUCUAUAUAGUUUACAAAACGUCUGCAAUUCCAGAUCGCGUCAAACGUCAAUCGAUGUAACGGAUUCUAUGAAUUCAGAGGAAGUUUAUAAGAAUCUUCGCAAGACAACAGCUGAAAUACAAAAUUAUAGUUUUGAAGCAAAACUAGAUAGAGACGCCAACAGUAAAGAUUCAGGAAUAAGUCAAAUGGGAGAAGUACAAAUCCAAAACACCGAGAACUAUUUAUUAGGAUCUAAUGGUUUUAAUGGCCACAUUGGGAUUGAAAAGGACGAUUCAUGUAAUGGAUCUAAGACACAAUCUGCAACCACAACUGAAUCAAACACACCUGAGAACACCGUUCGUCUAGAUAGCAUUGACAUACAUUCGAAACCAAUGCUGCAUUCACAGCGUCAUCAUCAAUAUUCUUUAACAGAUACAGGAGAACUACUUGUGGAUGGCGGCGUUAAAGAAAAUGAUAUCAUAAAAGCAGCAAUUGUUCUGUCCCAUGAAACCAAUCCAGAAACAAUAGUACAAGUUUUAGAAAAUUUGCAAACUUGUAUCAAGCAUGGGAACUGUGAAUUGCCAAUAAAAAAUUUUAAAGCUGUCAUGAAAAUGUUACUAAAUUUGAUGGAGUCACAAAAUUUCACAGUAUUGAUUGUAGCUUUGCACACACUGGGACGAAUAGUUCGUAGUGCUGAGAUGAAGACGUGUUGGAGUAAUUUCUUGGAAUUAAUUUUAUUAAAAAUAAUUGACUGUUAUAAAAUCAGUAAAGAGGUAUCAAGAGAAAUCGACAUCAUUAUAGUAAAAAUAGCAAAUGUUUUACCGUUAGACAUUUCUGUAAAUAUUCUCAACCCAGUUAUUGCAACUGGUGACUUUCCUGCAAACCUUUGCGCUUUAAAAGUUCUCAAAGAGUUGGCGCACAAACAGGGCAAAGAUUUAACAGAUAAUCAUCUAGACAGCAUAAUGCCAAACAUAGCUAGGUUAGCUGAUGAUAGUCAAUCCAUGGUUCGAAAAGCUGCAGUAUUUUGCAUGGUUGAGCUGUACAUUGUGAUGGGCGAGGAGAAGGUAAAACCAAAAUUCGCGCUUCUCAACGCUAGUAAGAUAAGGUUGCUUAACGUUUACAUAGCGAAAUCAAUGAGCAGUAAUAAGGGAUUGAGCUCAUGAUCAAAACAGGCCAUGUGAUUACUGUUCAAAGGACGCAAAAUCGCAAAAAUUCUAUGUAAAUUUGGUAGAAAUGUUUCAGUUAUACAUGAAUAAUAUUUAUUUAACAUCUACCAUGUCGUUUGUAAUUUUGCUCUAUUUGAGGAAAAUACCAUUGUAUAACUCUUCCAACUUCUAAUAAUCUAAAAAAGUGUCAUUGUUAGCGCUAACAGUUUACAAGUGAUAACAAAAUAAAUUUUUCUAGCUUGAAUGUAAAUAUUUUAA